This is a messenger RNA of Paramecium octaurelia, 512 nucleotides long. The record is from the annotation of a GenBank genome assembly. NCBI's taxonomy places the organism in Eukaryota, Ciliophora, Oligohymenophorea, Peniculida, Parameciidae.
UAACAAACUUGAGUUAGAAUAUAGAGAUGAAUAAACCUAUGUAAUAAAGUGAUGGAGAUGAAAUAUUCAUUCAUAUUUAAAAUAACGCAGAUCAAUACAACAUUUAAUCAUCAGAUGAAAAAAAUUAAAACUAAAAUAUGAUCCCUGACCAAGUCAUAGAAUCAUAGACGACAAAACCAAGACCAUUGACAUUUGAUUAAAUAAAAUUGGUUUCAUCCACUCAAGUAAGUGGUGAUGGACAUGUUAAAUCAGUAAGAGUAUAAUGUCCGUAAUGCAAAUAAAAAGUAUCAUAAUUCAUAUACUAGGUUGAUACUGUGAUUAUUAGAAAACCAGGAACUUAAACCUAUCUUGCCUCAUGUAUUCUUUUGCUUUGCUCCUUUGGUUUAGUAUGCGUUUCUUGUUUACCUUGUAUUAUUGAUGAUUGCAAGGAUGUUUUGCAUUCAUGUCCUCAAUGUAAAACUCCAUUAGGAAAGACAUAAUUUAAGAUUUUAGAUUGAUUCAUAUAUAUCGAC